This is a messenger RNA of Vigna unguiculata (cowpea), 1720 nucleotides long. Its product is annotated as HhH-GPD base excision DNA repair family protein. The record is from RefSeq and is a predicted model, not a curated record. Gene Ontology annotation, cellular component: nucleus. Gene Ontology annotation, biological process: mismatch repair; base-excision repair. NCBI's taxonomy places the organism in Eukaryota, Viridiplantae, Streptophyta, Magnoliopsida, Fabales, Fabaceae. Gene Ontology annotation, molecular function: oxidized purine DNA binding; 4 iron, 4 sulfur cluster binding; adenine/guanine mispair binding.
CUGCAUCUUUUCAAAUUUUUGACCUGGAGGCUAAACUUCCGUUCUGUAUUCCUUUUUUCUUACCCAACUCUUUCUAUUCUAAUGGAGUUAAGUUGCAAAACAAUUCUAUGUUUUUCAGUUUUUCAUUAUCACCAUCAUCACCAUUAAGUUCCAACAUGUCAGAGAAGAAGAAGAAGAAUAUGCGUGGAAGGAGCACUGUUGCGGCGAGCAAAAAGUUACAACCUUUUGUGGAAAUGGAAGACAUAGAGGACGCUAUAUCCUUCUCCAAAGACGAGACUCACAAACUGAGAGUGUCCCUUUUAAACUGGUACGACCUCAAUCGCAGGGACCUUCCUUGGAGAUCACAUCAACGUGAAGAUGAAGAAAAACAAGAAGAAGAAGAAGAAGUGGAAAGAAGAGCUUAUGGGGUGUGGGUCUCGGAGGUUAUGCUGCAGCAAACAAGGGUUCAGACUGUUAUUGCAUAUUACAAUCGUUGGAUGCAAAAGUGGCCCACCAUUUACCAUCUUGCACAAGCUUCUCUCGAGGAAGUAAAUGAGAUGUGGGCAGGUUUGGGCUACUACCGAAGAGCUCGUUUUCUUUUAGAGGGGGCAAAGAAAGUAGUUGCAGAAGGUGGCAAAAUUCCUAAAGUGGCUUCUAUGCUACGAAAGAUUCCUGGAAUUGGAGACUACACAUCUGGAGCAAUUGCUUCUAUUGCAUUUAAAGAGGUGGUACCUGUUGUUGAUGGAAAUGUGGUGAGGGUGAUUGCUAGACUAAGGGCUAUUUCUGCGAAUCCAAAAGACUCCGCGACUAUUAAGAGAUUUUGGAAAUUAGCAGCUCAGUUGGUUGAUCCUGUUCGUCCUGGGGACUUCAAUCAGGCUCUCAUGGAACUCGGGGCAACUGUAUGCACCCCUUUGAAUCCAAGCUGUUCUUCAUGUCCAGCAUCAGAAUUUUGUCAAGCACUAUCAAAUACUAAACAUGAUAGUGCAGUAGCAGUUACAGAUUAUCCUGUUAAGGGUCUAAAGAUUAAACAAAGAUGUGAUUUCUCUGCUGUAUGUGUUGUUGAAUUACUUGGAGCUGAAUCAUUAUUAGACAAAAACAAGUCUAUUAGCAAGUUUAUUCUUGUCAAAAGGCCUGAAGAAGGGUUGCUCGCUGGUCUCUGGGAAUUUCCAUCUGUCUUAUUGGAUGGAGAAACAGUUCCAUCGACUAGAAGAGAAGCAAUGAAUCGCUUCUUGAAAGCAAAUUUCAAAAUUGAUGUCAGAAACACUUGCAAUAUAGUUUUGAGGGAAGAUAUUGGGGAAUUUGUUCACAUUUUCAGCCACAUUCGCCUCAAGUUGUAUGUUGAAUUGCUAGUGUUACAAUCUAAAGGUGAAGAUGAUUUGUUCAAAAGCUCUGAUAAUAAACCAACUUGGAAGUGCGUUUGCAGCAAUGAACUUUCUGGUAUGGGACUGACAACAAGUGUAAGAAAGGUGUACAACAUGGUUCAAAACUUCAAGCAGAAAGCUCUUCCUUCUAAAUAUGUGCCAACCAGAAAGAGAACUAGAACUGCACAAAGAAGCUAGCCUCGUGGAUCAGUUUUCCCUCAUUCUGCUCAUUAAUUAAUUACAUAUUUUUAACUGUGUAAUACUUUUAUUGCAUUUAUUCUUAUUUGACUGCAUUGUUAAUUGUUCAAGGUAUUUUUACCUUUCUUUAUAUGUAUUGUAAUAUGUGAUAUCUAUAUCUAUGGUUUUCACUCUUGAGUAUC